This is a messenger RNA of Sinocyclocheilus rhinocerous, 2001 nucleotides long. RefSeq names its product solute carrier family 28 member 1 (gene slc28a1). Gene Ontology annotation, cellular component: plasma membrane. NCBI's taxonomy places the organism in Eukaryota, Metazoa, Chordata, Actinopteri, Cypriniformes, Cyprinidae. The coding region runs from base 7 to 1953 and encodes 648 amino acids. Gene Ontology annotation, molecular function: nucleoside:sodium symporter activity. Gene Ontology annotation, biological process: nucleoside transmembrane transport. The record is from RefSeq and is a predicted model, not a curated record. The transcript has 18 exons.
CGCAGAAUGACAGACAAAGACGAUUUACAGUUGACAACCAUCUCAUGUGGGAAAGAACAAGGGGUGGACAAUCCAGCAUUUUUUAAGGAGGAUAAAUUAACAGAUGACCUUAGUGACAGUGACAAAGAGGAGUCAGAGAAGGAGUCAAAAUCAUGCCUAAGCAAAGCAUGCAUACCCAUCACGGCCACAGAGACCUUCUGCAAGACACACUCCAAAAUAAUCAAAUACAUUGCUUUGGGAAUACUUGCUGCAGGUUAUUUAGCAUACUUCAUUGCUGCGGUUUAUCUGGACUUUCAGAGGGCAAUUGCUUUGGUUGUCCUCACUUGUCUGGGGGUGUUUAUCAUCGUGUGUGAACUGGUGAAUAAGUACAAGGGUGACAGCAUAAGGAGAUUUUUCAAGCCUGCACAAAGGUGUUUCAAAUCCAAUAUCAGAUGGAUAAAAUGGGUGUUCAUAGUAAUUGUGGUGGGCCUGCUGGUGGCGUGGCUGGCAAUCGACACACGAAAGCGCCCAGAGCAGCUCAUCUCUUUUGGCGGUGUCUGUCUAUUCGUUAUUGCCAUAUUUCUCUUCUCUGCACACAGAACUGCAGUGAGCUGGAGGACAGUCUUCUGGGGACUCGGUUUACAGUUUGCCAUUGGCCUGUUUGUCAUUAGGACAGAGCCUGGUCUGUUAGCAUUUGAAUGGCUUGGAAAGCAAGUUCAGAUAUUUCUGGACUACACAAAAGCUGGUUCAUCAUUUGUGUUUGGAGACCUCAUUGAGAACAUAUUUGCUUUCCAGGCUUUGCCUAUAGUGGUGUUCUUCAGCAGUGUAAUGUCAGUGCUGUACUACCUGGGUGUCAUGCAGUGGGUCAUCACAAAGAUUUCCUGGGCAAUGCAGGUAACGAUGGGAACCUCCUCUACAGAGACUCUCAGUGUGGCAGGGAACAUAUUUGUUGGUCAGACCGAGGCGCCGCUCCUGAUUCGUCCUUAUUUGAAGGACAUGACCAAGUCUGAGAUUCAUGCUGUCAUGACUGGAGGAUUUGCCACCAUUGCUGGGAGUGUUAUGGGUGCAUUCAUCUCAUUUGGGAUUGAUGCCUCAUCUCUGAUUUCUGCAUCAGUGAUGGCUGCUCCAUGUGCUUUAGCCAUCUCCAAACUAUCCUACCCUGAAACUGAAAAGAGCAAGUUUACGUCUAAGAGUCAGAUUAAAGUUGACAGCGGUGGUGAACAGAAUGUCUUGGAAGCUGUCAGCGGUGGCGCAUCUGCAUCAAUAGGACUUGUUGCCAACAUCGCUGCUAACUUGAUUGCUUUCCUCGCCAUUUUGAACUUCAUAAAUGCUACACUCAAAUGGAUGGGAGGCAUGGUGGGAUACCCAGAAGUCACUUUUGAGUUGAUCUGCUCCUAUGUGUUUAUGCCGGUGGCCUUCAUGAUGGGAAUUCCAUACGAGGAGUCUUUUACAGUAGCUGAACUUAUUGGCACUAAACUCUUCCUCAAUGAGUUUAUAGCCUAUGAGAAGCUGUCAGAGCUCAAAAACAACAGACUUAAUGGCAUUUUAGAAGAUGAUGGAGAGAAAAAUUGGCUCUCAGUUCGAUCAGAAAUCAUCUGCACCUAUGCACUGUGUGGCUUUGCUAAUUUCAGCUCUCUUGGUAUUGUGAUCGGAGGCCUGUCCUCUAUUUGUCCACAAAAGAAGAGUGACAUAUCUACUUUAGUGCUCAGAGCCUUGUUCACAGGCACAUGUGUUUCCCUGAUAAAUGCCUGUAUUGCUGGUAUACUUUUCGUCCCUCCGUUGGACUGCGUGGAUGUGUUUCAAAAUGUCUUCAAUACAACUACUCCCAACAUUGAAACUUGCUGUAAUGAUCUUUUUGAAAGCACUAUCAACAAUGGAACAAUUUAUUUCGAGGGGUCCUGGAGUGGAGUGAAAAAUGCAACAAUUUAUUUUGCAAACUGUUGUGGCCUCUUUCAGGAAUCUGUUUGCAUGUAGUUUGGCCAAUAAUGAUACAAAAAUGCAGAAAACACCUCUGAACUAAAU